Messenger RNA from Phoenix dactylifera (date palm), 2563 nucleotides. Its product is annotated as Cyclin/Brf1-like TBP-binding protein. Gene Ontology annotation, cellular component: transcription preinitiation complex; transcription factor TFIIIB complex; nucleus. The record is from RefSeq and is a predicted model, not a curated record. NCBI's taxonomy places the organism in Eukaryota, Viridiplantae, Streptophyta, Magnoliopsida, Arecales, Arecaceae. Gene Ontology annotation, molecular function: TBP-class protein binding; RNA polymerase III general transcription initiation factor activity; RNA polymerase III type 3 promoter sequence-specific DNA binding. Gene Ontology annotation, biological process: transcription preinitiation complex assembly; DNA-templated transcription initiation; transcription by RNA polymerase III.
CUCUCUCUCUCCUUCCAGCUUAAACCCACGAGGCCACGAGGACCCUUCCUCUCCCCCCCAUAUAUCCCCUUUUCCUGCAUCAUAUAGGAUUCUUCCUAUUAUCUGCCGACUCCUCUCUCUCUCUCUCUCUCUCUCCCCCCUUGAUUCGUGCCUUCUCGUAGCUCCAAAGACCUCAAAGGUAGAUUGAAAGGGUUGCUGACAGUCAUUGUGAUGGUUCGAUGUAGUCACUGCGGGGAUGACACCCCUGUCAUCAGAGAUCCCGACAAGGGAUACAUAAUCUGCGGUUAUUGUGGAAAGAUCCUUGAUCAGGAUUUGUACGCUACAGAGCCUACUUUCAUAAAGGAUAGUAGUGGCCAGAGUCGGUUGGCUGGUACCAUCCUGAACAGCGUUCAGAGUGGGUAUUCUGCAUCUCAUGAAAGAACUUUACUGAAGGGGAGAGAUGAGAUUAGGGAUAUUGUAAAUAGUCUGCGAGUGGGUGGUGGGGAUUCUAUAAUCAACAAAGCUCAUGCUUUUUAUCAAAUAGCUGUUGACAAGAAUUUCACUAGGGGGCGGAGAACAUCUCAUGUUGCAGCUGCUUGCCUUUACAUUGCUUGUCGGCAAACUAAGAAAGCAUACCUUCUUAUCGAUUUUUCAGACUAUCUACAGAUAAAUGUUUAUGUGUUAGGUGCCGUGUUUCUACAGCUCUGCAAAACAUUAAGUCUUGCAGAACAUCCAAUUGUCCAGAAACUUAUUGAUCCCAGCCUUUUCAUCCAUCGAUUCACAGAGCGUUUGUUGUGUCGAAAAAAUAAUGCAGUUUCUGAAACUGCACUGCGCAUAGUAGCAAGUAUGAAACGAGAUUGGAUGCAGACAGGGAGAAAACCUAGCGGAUUAUGUGGUGCAGCGUUGUACAUAUCUGCACUUUCUCAUGGGCUCAACUAUUCUAAAUCCGAGAUCGUAUCUGUUGUACACAUCUGCGAGGCAACACUGACUAAACGUCUGAUUGAAUUCGAGAAUACUGAGUCUGGCUGCUUGACGAUUGAAGAGUUUCUUACAAGGGCAGAUGAGCUUAGUGAAGAGUCUCAUUCAAGCCAAUUGCCAAAAGCUGGUGAAGUGAUGUGUAAACACAAGGAUAAGGCAUCUCAUUUUGCCCAUGGCCUUUGUAAAAAAUGCUAUGAUAAAUUCAUCAAAAUAUCUGGAGGACUUCAAGGUGGUGCCAAACCUCCAGCCUUCCAACGUGCUGAAAGGAAGAGAAUGGAGGAAGCAAAAAAGGAGGAAAAGAUUAGAGAAUCUAGCCAUGACUCUCAGGUUUUUGACAAGAAGGACAGUUCUAUACAAGAAAAGAAAGGAGCCAAAGUUUCUGCCAAGGUCACUUCAAAUGAAACUGGAUAUGAAUCACAAACCUCAAAAGAACAUGAAAGUGUCGGACACCAAGCUGCGAAUGAAUCUGCUUGCAAUGAAUCCCAGGAACCAGAUGACCAACCGGCUGCCACUGCAGGCAAUGAAUCCGAAAGUUUUUCGGAUAUUGAUGAUGUUGAGGUUGAUGGAUACCUCCACAAUGAAGAGGAGAAGCAUUUCAAAAAAAUUAUCUGGGAAGAAAUGAACAGAGAGUAUCUUGAGGAACAAGCAGCUAAGGAAGCUGCUGCAGCGGCUGCAAAGGAGGCUUAUGAAGCUAAUUUUGCAGAUAGUUCUGAAGAUCUGCUAGCUGCUCGCGAACUUGCUACCGCAACUGCAGCAGCUCUAGCGAAGUCCAAAAAGGAAAGAAAACAAAAACGUGCUGAAGAAGCUAAGAAUUCAACUCCUGCCCGAACUCCUCUUGAAGCGACACGCCAAAUGCUUAAGCGAAAGACCUUCAGUUCAAGAGUCAACUAUGAAGCAUUGGAGGGUCUAUACACUACUGAUCAGGAAAAUGGGAAGAAACAAAAAGUUGAAUCAGACACUGGUGAAGCUAAUGGUCAUCCUGACAAUAUCAAAGAGAGAGUUAAUUCAGGGACAGCAGAUGAUGGUGAUGAGGCUGGAACAUUUGAAGAUGGCGAUUUUGCUGAGGAAGCAGACUACAAUGACUAUUAUGGAAAUGGAGAUGAAGACUACACAUAUGAUGCCGAUUAUGGUUAUGAUUAAUGACACAAGAGGUGCCAGUUUCUUUGUGUUGGAGGACCUCAUGAAUCACCACACCCACAACGAAGCAUGCUGCUGUAGCCUAUAUUCCAAGUCCCAUUUUAGUUCCAAGAAGCCAUUGCUGCUAGAUCUUUUAACUUAUUUCAUUAUUCUUUGUUGUAUCCAUUCUAAGCCAUCGAGUUCUGGAUUUGAAUCAGCAUGCUUGUGAUCAGGAGACUGAAUCCUGGCUGCUGAACUUACCAAUCAGAAACUCUAUUUAUCGUGCCAACGAAUGGUACUAAGUAGAUAAUGUGGUAUUUAGGUUCAUAAAUGAUGGUCGGUAAUUUAAGAGCUCCACUAUAGGUGAUGUCAGUUACUGUAUUAACAGGUGCAGGAACAAGCUGUCCUGUUCAGGCCAUUUUACUGAUGAUGAUAGCAUAUGAUUAUGAAAUGAGAUCCAUUGAUAGGUAAUGGAAAAGUUAAUUGACAA